AAGAUGUGCAUGUUUUGAAAGUAAUUUGCCACCGAAUUAUGAGUAGACUGUAGUUCACAUGCUCUGUCACAGGCUUUCUUCGGUCGAAUCAUGGCAUAUGAAGGGUUUCUUGUGAUUUUGCCAUUAUUUGUAUCUACUUGUCAAGCCUUUAGAAGCCAGAAAGGCUUUAUCUGUGAAAAUGGAAACCUGAAAGCAUUGUGAUGUCGACGCGAUGGACACGAGAAUAUUUAAGGGAAGGUUUGAGUUGGAGGGCUUCUCGAUUAGAGUUGAAUGUUGUUAGAUGCCUUUGAACGCUUUUGGUCUGGAUUGGAAUCUCUGCCAUCUCAUAAUUAUAGACUUUUAAAUGCAGAUGCACGAUCAGUAUGAUACAGCGCUACACUUAUUCAAAGGUUGUGAAAAGGGCACAGGAGUCGUGACGAUUGCCUUGUAAAAAAUGAAUGUGAGCAUUGUAUCGCACGGUGUGUCGUCUGCUCCGGAUUGUCACGUAAUGCAGAAUGACCUAAGUCGGAUAAGUGUGCACUGCUUGUGGUUAAAGGCAGCACAGAACUCCCAUGUAGUCAUUUAAGCAGUGAAUGAAGAUAAAAGUGUGGCUGGGAUAUCCUUUCGCAGCUUUGUGCACAUCUUGUUUGUGAAAAUAAUUAUUUGUACAGGUUCAUCUUGUCUACAGUUGGAGAUCAUCUCUGGUGUAUUCGUCGCUUCUGGGCUUAUGUCUUGAACGUAUUUACUAUUCAGCAGGACUGAGACUUGAAUACACAACGAUAAGUUUAUAUUGCUGCUAUCUGUGAAAGAAUUCUUUUUCAGCUAGCUGUCCGUCUUUUGCUGUAGUAAGGUAGUAGUGUUAUGCUGAGUGCAGCAGAGAUUGAAAUGAAAGCAAGAACUGCAGUUAACGUUUGAGUCUAGCACAGGGAACUAGUAAGAAACUACAUGAAACCCAAUGUUUUGAAUAUCAGGGAUACCAGAUUUCUGGAUAUCUGGCCAUGUCAGAUCAGAUGUCUACAGGAUACACAAAAUAUGAACUGUCCAUGCUGAGUAUAGAGUUGCUUCAACAAGGAUCCUUUUCUGAGAAAGAUUUUACAAAAGUAAGAUAGCAAAAAUUAUACAAUUUAACUAUGGAGACGGACAAUAAAGAAAGAAAAAUGGGAUUCUGUGGAUCAAAGUCUGAUGCAAUGAGGGUUGAAGAUGGUGUCUUACAAAAUGAAUGCUUUGUUGAUGUUCUCAACAUCAUUCCACAUGCAACAAUUUCCCUUAUUGGCAUUUUCAUUGUUACUGUCUGGAACCAUUCUGUCAUGGGCAAGCUGAAAGCAAAGACUUGGGUGCAUUUUCAGGGUCAUAACUUCCGCUGGGUCCUCAACCUGGCCCUUCUACUUGUGGUCAUCUUUGAAGUUGCAGAAGGCGUUAUAUCUGAUUCCAAUGAUCCUGACUCAACAAAUUAUCAUACAUUUGUUCCACAGUGUCUAGCUUUUGUUGGGGCAUUGACAGCAAUUAUCUACUACCAUAAGGUUGAGAUCUGGAACUCGCCAAAAUUUCUUCUUGCAUUGUUGAUCUACUGGCCUUCCUCAUUUAGCCUCAAAUUCCUGAAAGUGUUUUCUAUGUACAAAAAUGACAUUACCUGGAGACACCUCAAAAUGUGGCUUGCAUGGACUGUCAUUAUUUUGUACAUCCUGCUUUUUCUUGUGGAACUAAAUCUCCUGAGAUUACAGAGGUACUCAUUCUUCAAACACAGUCGUCGUUUGAAACCUCCCCAAGAUUUAGCAAGAACACGUUUUAUUCAGUCUUACGUCAACUUACUAUCUCAGGCAGUGUACUGGUGGGUCACAGACAUCAUGAUUCUAGGGUACAAGCGUCCCUUGCAAUUAAGUGACCUUGGUGAAUUGCCUCAGAGUGAGAAAGCAAUCAGGCAGUACAAAAAACUUCAAAUAAUUUUUGAGGAAGAAAAGGCAAGAGCAUCUCAGUGCAACCAGACGCCAUCCUUCACCAAAAGCUACCUGAAAACCUACUGGAAAAUGCUAUGCCUGGCAGCCUUAUUUCGACUUUUAGGGGAUCUCCUGGCUUUCGUAGGCCCAAUACUUAUAGAGCACAUAGUUGGUUAUGCAUAUGAUGUACUGCAAAGGGAGUCUUAUGCCAAUAUCACUAUGAAGAGGGAAGGUAUAGUGACUGUGCGCCAGUUCUUCUGGAAUGGCUAUACUCUCUGUGUUGUACUGUUCUUAGCAUCAUUACUUCAAAACACAUUCAUCCAGAAUCAUCACUUCCUUGUUACCAGAGAAGGUAUUCGCCUUCGCUCAGCGGUACAGGCCAUGGUAUAUAGCAAAGCCCUUCGACUAUCAUCUCUAGUCCUAAGCAAUGGUCAGAUAACUCCAGGACAGAUCAUCAAUCACAUGUCAGUGGAUGCCACAUUCCUCAUGUACUUCUUCUACUUUGUACACUACAUCUGGGCUGUACCUGUACAGGUUAUCAUCACAUUAGGAAUUCUGUACAUGAAGUUGGGCAUCAGUGCUGUGAUUGGUGGCCUUUUUGUAGUAUUUUGUGCACCCUUCAUGUACUUAUUUGGAGUGUGCAUGUCAAAGAUUCAAAAGAAAGUGCUGGUCCAGUCUGAUGCACGGGUCAAAAAGGUUAACGAGGUCGUACAAGGAAUUAGAGUUAUUAAGCUGCUGGCCUGGGAGGAUGCUUUUGUGCACAUCAUAGAGGCAUCACGAAAAAAGGAGAUUGGUUACCUCAUUCCACAGUCUUGUGUAAAGGGUCUUAUGGGUGUGAUCGGAAUGGCAGCACCAGUUGUUGGGGCAGUGCUUACAUUUGUUCUGCACGCAUUCUUAAGCACGGAGCCAAUGACUGCUGGUGUAGUAUUGUCCAUCCUGGCUUUAUUCAACUUGCUGUCAGGACCACUGCAGCUUCUGUCAAUGGUGUCAACAUCGGUGGCCAAUGCACGGGUCAGCAGCCGAAGACUGAAGCCAUUUCUGCUAGCGCCAGAAAUCAGCCGGCACCCUUCACCAUCCAUGUCUAGUGGGAGGUUUACUUCAUCUGUCAUGGGUGACCCUAUUUCUGAACAUUCCGACAAACUUAUGGACACAAUUGUGUGCAUGGAUCCAGAUGUAGACCAAACGGAGAUGACACCACUUCGGAAUGAACUGCAUCAAGUAGAUAAUGCCUCCUGCCGUAGUAGCAGCAUCCUUUCCUGUAGUAGUGUUGGGGCCUCUAAGAGCCACAGUAGACAGAACUCUGGAGACUCCCUCCUGGAUGUCUUUGAUGGACGACCAAGUAGCCUCACUCGCAAUGCCACAAGCUCCGAGUUGCUGGAUGUCAAGCCUCUGACACUAAUUCGCAAGUCAAGUGCUCCAGCACUGGGUAGUGGCAAUGAACAUCAGUCAGAGUUCAAACGUCGACGGCACCACAGUGGUAUCUCAGUCUCUGAUGUGGAGGACAUAGCUGAAGACUUUUCAUACAUGGAACUGCGUAAUGUUGUCAAUGUUUCCAAUGGCAGCUUCUCUUGGAGCCUGGACAACAAGGAAGCAGUUCUGAAGGAAAUAAACCUUAAAAUUCCCAUGGGUAAACUCACAAUGAUAGUGGGACAGGUAGGAUCAGGCAAAUCAUCUCUCCUAUCAGCAUUGCUGGGUGAGAUGAUUACUUUGAGCGGAGCGGUGGAAUGGUCUAGUGAUGUGAGGGUGGCCUAUGUAUCUCAGACUCCAUGGCUGUUAAAUGCUACUUUGAGAGACAACAUCCUUUUUGGGUCUUCUUAUGUAUGGAGAAAGUACAAGAAAAUAAUUACUGCUUGUGCCCUCGCCCUAGACAUUGAACAGUUGCCUAGUGGAGACCUUACGGAAAUAGGUGAAAAGGGAAUUAGUCUAAGUGGGGGCCAAAAACAAAGAGUAGCCAUUGCACGGGCACUUUACUCUGGCGCAGACACCAUUAUCAUGGAUGAUCCUUUAUCAGCUCUGGAUGCACACGUUGGACGUCAUGUGUUUGAAGAAGCUAUCAUGAAACGACUGGUGAAGAGAAAAAAAACUGUGAUUUUAGUUUCUCACCAUGUGCAGUAUUUGUCACAUGCAGGCCAGGUAAUUGUUGUGGCGGAUGGUGGAAUAUACUACCAGGGCAAGGUAGGAGAGGUCAAAAAGUUUGACUCCGAACUGUAUGAGUCAUGGCGGAAGUCAAUCAAGGAGGCACGAGCCAGCGAACACAAACAUGAUGCUGAGCAUCUGUCAGUAGAGAGAAAACACAGCAGUGGAAGCAAUGUUAUUCAUGACAUCACACGUCAGCCAUCAGUUCAGUCCCAACUUAGUGUGCCGCAAAUGGCACUCAAUGCACGUAAGAUGUCACAGAUGUCUCAGAUGUCUGUUAUGACAGAAGCAAGCAAUGAAGACACAGCUGAUCAAGAGGAGGAUGAGGAGAAGGAUGAGAUGGAUCCUGCUGAUGAUCGAGGUCGCAUGAUCAAGCCUGAACAUAAAGAGACCGGUGCCGUGGCAUUGUCUGUUUACCUGCGGUACCUGUCUGCUUGCUCCAUCACCCUUUGCGUCAUCAGCCUCAUUUUCCAGCUUGUGUACCAUUCUAUCUUGGUGACUGCAAACUACUGGCUGACCUUGUGGUCCAUAGCUGUACAGACAGCAGCUUCCCAUGCUCAUAACGAAACCCUUUCCAAUACUUUAAACUACAGCAGCUUGUCAGACUCUCAGGAGACCAGUUUUCAGUGGUAUCUUCAUGUUUAUGUGGGCUUAUCCUCAGCAUCUAUUCUUGCGGGUUUCAUUGCAACACUCAUUGUCCUCAUUUCUGGAACAUAUGGUGGCAAAGUCUUGUACAUAAACAUGCUUCGCAAUGUUGUGCAUUUACCUAUGAGGUUUUUUGAUACAAAUCCCAGUGGACGAAUUCUCAACCGCUUUUCUGCUGACAUUUCUUCAAUCGAUCAACGCAUGGCAGGCAAUGUGGAAAACCUUUUGCGCUGCAUCUUGUACAGCCUGUCUGCCAUUAUUGUCAACUGUAUUACCACCCCUUACUUUUUGCUGGCUGCACUCCCCCUUGCUGUGCUUUAUUAUCUGCUCCAGCGUUUCUUCAGACAUACAUCGAGAGAGCUGCAGCGUUUGGAUAGUGUCACAAAGUCCCCCAUCUUUGCCCAUUUCUCAGAGACACUGUCUGGCUUGCAGACCAUUCGUGCUUACAGGGCUGAAGGGGAGUUCCGACGCCGUGCUAUGCAGGCCAUUGACAACAAUGUCAAACCUUUUCUCUUCCUCCAGACAGCAAACCGCUGGCUCGGAAUUCGUCUGGACUAUAUGAGCUGCUUGUUGGUGUUUGCAUCUGCUUUAGCCAGUCUCAGUACUGGGAUUCUGGGCCAUAUCAACCCUGCCUUCGUUGGCCUGUGCAUAACCUAUUCUCUUAUGAUUUCAGGGCAGCUAAACUGGAUUGUCAGGAUAUCAGCUGAUGUAGAAAUGGCAAUGAAUGCAGUGGAACGAAUCCUAGAGUACACAGACUUGCCUUCAGAGACAAAUCAAAAUGUACAUGAGAAAGAUGCUGAUGUGGAAGAUGAGUCCUGGCCAGCUCAGGGUCGAGUGGAGUUCAAAGGGGUUACGCUGGCAUAUGACAAAAAUCUUGAUCCUGUUUUAAUCAAUGCAUCCUUUGUUGUCAGUCCUGGUGAAAAGAUUGGAGUAUGCGGGCGCACAGGCAGCGGCAAGUCUUCAACAGUGCUGGCACUGUUUCGAAUGUUAGAGAUCAUCGAGGGUGAUAUUUUAAUUGAUGAUACGGACAUCACUCGCAUUCCCUUGCAUCAUUUGCGCUCAAGGCUGGCCAUCAUACCCCAGGACCCAGUCCUAUUCUCUGGAACUAUCAGGUUUAACCUUGACCCUGAAAGUAAAUGGUCAGAUGAGCGCCUCUGGAGUUCAUUAGAGUCUGUCCAGAUGAAAGAAACCAUUCAGUCACUUCCUGAGAAACUUGAGGCAAUUGUCACAGAAGGAGGAGGAAACUUCAGUGUUGGUCAAAGACAGUUACUCUGCAUGGCAAGAGCUAUAAUUCGCAAUUCCCGCCUCAUCGUACUGGAUGAAGCUACAGCUUCUAUUGAUAUGGAGACUGAAAGAAAAGUUCAGGACAUAGUUCAUGGUCCAAACUUCUGUGGCCGAACUGUCAUUACUAUUGCACAUCGUAUCUCUACCAUCAAACAAUAUGACAGAGUGAUGGUUCUUGAUUUUGGAAGGCUAGUGGAGUUUGGUUCUCCUUCAGAACUUUUGGCUGACCCACACAGUAUUUUCUACUCACUUGCCAAUGCUUCUGACCCAAGUACCAUGGCAACUAAGAAACUGUCUAUCAUCAGCGGUAUUACAGAUUAAAGCAUGAAAGGUUUUUAAAAGCAACUAAGUUGUGAUAGUACUCAUCACAGUUUUAAUUUGAAGGGUUCUGAUUUCUGAAUUUAUUUCUGGCAGUGAGAUUGCCUGAAUAAUAAAUCUUUCUUAGGGUCUCUUUGGGAUGAUACCAAGGUAAGAAUAAAUAUAUACCAAAGUAAGAACAAAUAUAUACAUUUCUUGUUGAAAAUAGUUCUAAGACGUUAAUGUAUAAAAUAUGUCAUUUGGUCUUAUAACUUUUGAGAAAAUUUGAACAUGACAUGGUGUCAGAAUGUCUUGUUGAUACUAUAAUAAUCAUGACAUUAGAAGUGUUGCAAUUUUAUUUGGUGAAUCACAUUUUUGUGACAUGACAGAUGUUUUCAGCAUCCAUUGGCAUCAUGUUUUAGUGCUGAAGCUUUUACCUGGUACUCAGGCUACAUCAUUGAUUGUGACACUGUUAACAUCUACGUGUCAUGCUUGGGGUAGGUCGGGUAUCUGCCAUAUUUUUGUAUAGUCACAAAGAAAUAUGUCUUGACUGGUUUGCAAGGAAAAUUGUGAACAAGUAUCUGAACUUGUCUCCCUUCUCAUUCAUUGUUACAUAUAAUCUUUUUCAUAUUGUACGCAUAAGCAUUAAAAGUGUUGUUACAGAAAAGCAUCAGUGCUACCAUUUUUAAAUGUUUCAUUCUUUCACAUGAUAUACAUUUACAUCAGAAAGUGCAAUUAGAGUUGUUAAGGGAAAUUUUCGUUUUUAGUCAACUAAUAUUUCUUUGUACCUAAUUGCAUUGUAUUCACCUCAAAUGUGCAGAAAAUGCAAAAGAAAUUCUUCUCCAUGGCCCAUUUAGGGCUGGGCAACUGAUCUUUUAUUUGUCAUAUGCAUUUUUGUCAGCUUCUUUGAUAGUAAUCUUAGUUACCAGUGUUCAUGUAUGUGACUUUUUGCAGUUGAAUGGUGCUUUGACUUUGUCCUUGCAUUGCUCUUUGUUAAUUAUUAAUUUAUACAAUGUUGGUCAGAUGACUGUUGUUAUUCAUUUAAAAUGUUGGUCAAAUGACUGUUGUUAUUUAAUUGAAGUGAUUCAUCAGAUGGCUUUUAUGCAGAACAAAAAUCUAUAUUUACAGUACUUCAUUUGCCACAAAGUAUUUUGAAAUAUAUUUGUUUUAGAAUGCAUUGUGCUGGUUUAAAAAUAAGUUUGUAGAAAGGAAAUGUAAUAAUACAGAGGAAAGUGCUUUAGGUUUCACUGUCACAGGCUACUUUUUAUGUCAGUUUUAUCAGGUCAUUUGCUCCAGCUGCCUAUUAAAUCACUGUUUGCAUCAACACUAGACCCUCUAUCCUUGUAAAUAUGGAUUUUGUGUCCAAUUUUGGUUCUAUUUUGACACUGUGUGGCUUGUACCAUCUAGUCAUAUUGAAGUUGUCAUUUAAAAUCGGUUUGACAUUCACUUCAAACAUUGAUUUUUAUCAUGAUCAAUUAAGAAUAAAAUAAUUGGGUGAUGCUUUCAUAAGUUGGCAAACAAAACCUGUUGCAGCUAUCGUAAUCAUGAGUGGUUUCUUCCAUAACAUAUGAAAUCAUGAGACAUCUGAAUUUUUCUUUAAAAGGAUAUAUUUUAUAAUUUGUGGUUGUUUUAUACAUUUUACUUUUGUGAGCUGUUCUGUUCAAAGGCUAAAAUGUAUGGUUUAUUAAAAACAUUUCGCACAAAUUUUAUUGAGUUAUUUAAACACAAACUCCCGCAUGUUCAGUAUAAUGUGUAUGACCUCUUUGGUAGAUACUAGUGACGUUUAGAUUGCUGGACAAAUACAUGAGGAACACAUGUAUGCUGUCAGUCUAUAAUUACCCCCAACAGAUAGAGGUUUUAUAUAGUGUUACCAAAUGUUAUUUUUGUUUUGUAUCUAUUGAUGUUUAGUUGGCUGAGUGGUGUUUCUCAUUUAUUGUGUACAAGUAUUGCUGUUGAUAUGGCUGUUUUGUUAAAUUGGGUGUUGUAUGAUUAAAUAUUUGUUAAUUUAUCCACAUGUGCACAUUUCUAGUACUAAGUAUUCUGCAGUUAAUGAAUGAUCGUACCUGGUGUGAUAUGCAUAUAUCAUGUAACAUGAGUAGUUCUUUUUUCUGGAAGAGGUUUGAGGCUCCCAAGGGACAGAUGCUUCAUGUAUUUGAUUUUAAAACCUUGAAUGUAACAGUUGAGACACUGCCAUUAGGAGAGUAAGUGCAGAUGGUGAAUUUACUGAAAGGAGUUUAUGUCCUGCCGUUUAUUAAACAAUAUCUUGGAAAUUGCAAACAUAUUGUCAAAUAAUGUCUUGGAAUGUGUAAUCCCCACUUACAUUAUAUAAGCAGGCCCAUUCUGUCAUUUAAUUUUGGAAUUCAUGAAUAUUCCAGAUGUCUAUAGCAUAGGACUAGCAUAUUUCCCUGCAUAUUACAUCAUAGAAUAUAUUUAGGAAAUGUUUGAGACUGUCACUAGAAUUUAGGUUUAUUAUUAUUUUAGCAACAUUUUAUUUUACUAUUUGAGCAACAUUCAGACUAAAGAUUUACACAUGGUGUGGUCUCUAGCUGGGCACAGUGAUUGCCUGAUGCUUAUUUUUUUAUAUAAUGUAAAUAUAGAGUGAUGUUACUUGCAUAUGUAUAUUUUGAAAAGACUUUUGAGAAUUUUGGAGGGAAAGUAAUUGAACACUAUGUUAUUGAGCAUAUUUAGACCUAAUUUUUCAUGAAAAAAACAACAUAUAGCAGUGAUCGUUUUAUUCCCAUCAAUAGAUCUAAUUUAGGUGCAUGUUUCGUAGAAAGUGCUUAUACUUAUUCAAAAACUUUACUGAACUACGAGUAGAGGUGACCAAGCACAGGACUGUAGCAAGAGGACUAGAACAAUUCUUCUCAAAGGACAUGUGAAUAUGCACAAGCAGUUAUAGCAGAUCAGAAAAUGACUCUAGUGUUCAUAUGGCUUCCUAUCUGGCAUGUUUACAGCAUCCAUGGAAUUGGACGUCAAAAUAGCUUAGGAUGUAAUGAAAGAUUUUUUAAAAAAAGAAGAAAAGAGUAAGGAGCUUUGAGACAUCUUGGCCGGUCACCUCUAAUAAGUCUGAGUUUGAUUUCAGUAUUUAAUUGUACCAAUUGCAUUUUUACUAUUUAAAUGGUUACAGAAAGUGUUCCCACCUAUUUAGCACUAAGGGUGUAUAAUACAUUUUGUCUAAAAUUUCGUGAUUUGAUCACACAGUGCAUGCAGCUAAGUGUGUACAAACAUAUUCAUGGACACAAAAAGAAAAGAUUUAAAUUUGUACCAUAUGUCACUUAUAUUUACUUAUAGCAUAUUUGUAAGUAUAUAAUGACUGAAAGGACUUUUGUAUAUUAAAAAUAAUACAAUAAGAAAUACUAGUAAUAAACUCAAAAAUAUUGUAUGAUUGAUGUACAGAGCAUAUAUUAGGCCAAUAAAGCAUUUAAGUAUUACCUUAAUUGUCAGUGCAAAUACACACUCGGAUUCUCUUUCUGGCUUCCAGGCCUAGUACUGUGUAGAAUUGCAUUCUGAAAAUAAAUAAGCUGUGACAACCAAGAGAAGCUUUUGAAGACAAAUCCAAUUAUUGUGCCUAAUGUGUUCUUAAAUGGUGUAGACUAAGCUGCGAACAAAAACUUGAAUUGUGCCUAUUAAUAAUGUUACAUUAUCGAGAAGGAAUAAACCACCAUAUAUUCCAAUUUUGAUCCAUAGAAGAGUGUCAUCAGUGAUGAAUUUAUUUAUUAUUUAAAGCUGAUUGUUGGAGACUGUUGUAAAGUUAGUGGACUGAUGAAAUUUGUAUUAAUUAUAGCAAUGCAUAAACUCUUGUGAUAGUUUACUUUUUAAAGCAACCAUUCCUGUCAUGGUGCUUCAGGAUGGAUGGAGUAUAUGGUGAUAAGAUUUAUUAGUAAAAUGCUUUUAAAGAGAUAUAUGUUUAACAAGCCAAAUUACCUGAAUUUAAGAAAAACAUGUUUUAAAAUUAUUUACAGUGACACAUAUUAAUGAAGGGGAAAAGGUUUUGGAAAUGAAAGCAAAUUGUGAUGACUACUGAUGUUUCAGAGCAAGCAAUUUUUUUUUUCCUCUUCAUGAUGCAAAUCAAGGUAAUCAGAUGAAAUAUCAAGGGCUAUCAUGAAGUAUCAUGGGCUUAUACAUUUUGGUUUCUGUAUCUUCGUUCUUUUAAUUUAAAAAACUGAAUCCAAAUAAAACUUUAAACAGUGAUCUAAAAAUUAUUUAUCAUUUAAAUAUUGUGUCUUACUGGAGAUAGAUAUUCUCAAAAUCAAAAGAAGUUCAUAAAAAAUAUCUUACAUCAUCUAGUUCUUGAAUAAUUUGCUGUUCAAAAAUUAACAAAGUUCAAAAAAGGAAGAGAUAUGCAGAAUAUAUAGUAAACCAUCAGCUUGUCCACAAGUCCUUGUUUCCAGUUGGACUGUUAUAAACAAACUUAAGUGAGCUAAAAGGAACAAACCUGAAAAAGAAAGAAUUUUUUCUUUCAGGUUGCUUUUACAUUUUUGGAAAAGUAGUCACUACUUCUAUUUUGCCAGUGUUUAUACAAUCUUCCACCUGCUGCUAGUCAGGAAGCUCCUAAAAUCAAAUAUGUUUUUGCAUUUUACCUGCAUGUUGUUGAUGUUGUGUAUUUCCUGUAAAAUGCUUCGUGUCAUUUUGUAAAAGCCUUGUGUCUUACUUUCUCUUUCUUUUCUAUUUUAUCUCACUUUAUCACUAUACACACUGCCUUUCCAUAACAGGGUUAGGUCUCAACUGGCGUUGCUAUCGUUCAGUAUUAUUUACUGAUGAUAAUAUACCGUAGUAAUUCUGUUAUAUUUUUAUGCAUUUUAAUUUUUUUUUUCAGUUUCACAACUAAAACUCACAUUUUAUGGCUUUCUGUUGUUGUGUUAAAACAUUGCUUAAUUCAUCUUGCUGUGACUGUCAGUGGUCUUCCCCUAUCUCAUGUAUUUUUGGAGCUUUAGUAAUAGUUUUUUUCCUGUUCUGAUAAACUUUUGAAGAAACAUGAAAAUGUAAAAUGUGUACCACAUUUGUGGUCAUUAUGCAAAUCUGUGUUAGAAUUGUUUAUGGUGCAGUUUAAACAAGUAUUCUACAUGCACUCCAGUUGUGUUCAAUAUCUGAAAAGUCAUGUACGCACUACUAUAUCCUGUGGUGUUGAGAUCGUCAUUAAGCAAAGGAUUGUGUUGAAAUCUGUGAAUUUUUGGAUGUAUUCAGUUUUAUUAUUUAUUUAAUUGUAAUUUAGAACUUUAUUUUAAGUAGUUAUAUGUUGUCUUAUGAACAUAAUUAAAUGUGUUUGUAAAAUAAAAUGAUUAUCAGCUGU
Pomacea canaliculata is the source of this 11565-nucleotide messenger RNA. RefSeq names its product ATP-binding cassette sub-family C member 9-like. The record is from RefSeq and is a predicted model, not a curated record. NCBI's taxonomy places the organism in Eukaryota, Metazoa, Mollusca, Gastropoda, Architaenioglossa, Ampullariidae. Gene Ontology annotation, biological process: transmembrane transport; potassium ion transport. The transcript has 34 exons. Gene Ontology annotation, molecular function: ABC-type transporter activity; sulfonylurea receptor activity; ATP hydrolysis activity. The coding region runs from base 1110 to 6299 and encodes 1729 amino acids. Gene Ontology annotation, cellular component: membrane.